GCACGUAACGUCUACAGAGGAGGCUGUCUUUAAAUACCGGGAGACGCCGCCUCCACAGCCACCACUUCUGCGGAAAAGCUGCACUCAGGAGGAGCCACAUUCCAGCUCGUGCUUUCGCCUUUUUAUUCUAACCGAACUCUCAAGAUGUCCACCAAGGAGAAGCUGAUUAGCCAUGUAAUGAAGGACGAGCCUGUUGGAAGCAGGAACAAGGUGACAGUGGUGGGAGUUGGCAUGGUGGGCAUGGCCUCCGCCAUCAGCGUACUGCUCAAGGACUUGUGCGAUGAGCUGGCCCUGGUUGAUGUGAUGGAGGACAAGUUGAAGGGUGAGGCCAUGGACCUGCAGCACGGAUCCCUCUUCCUCAAGACACACAAGAUCGUGGCCGACAAAGACUACAGUGUGACAGCCAACUCCAAAGUGGUGGUGGUGACUGCUGGUGCCCGCCAGCAGGAGGGCGAGAGCCGUCUUAACCUGGUGCAGCGCAACGUCAACAUCUUCAAGUUUAUCAUCCCCAACAUUGUCAAGUACAGCCCCAACUGCAUCCUGAUGGUGGUCUCUAACCCAGUGGACAUCCUGACCUAUGUGGCCUGGAAGCUGAGCGGUUUCCCCCGUCACCGCGUCAUUGGUUCUGGCACCAACCUGGACUCUGCCCGUUUCCGCCACCUCAUGGGAGAGAAACUGCACCUCCACCCUUCCAGCUGCCACGGCUGGAUCGUCGGAGAGCACGGAGACUCCAGUGUGCCAGUGUGGAGCGGUGUGAAUGUUGCUGGAGUUUCUCUGCAGGGCCUCAACCCAAAAAUGGGGACUGAGGGUGACAGUGAGAACUGGAAGGAGGUUCAUAAGAUGGUGGUUGAUGGAGCCUAUGAAGUUAUCAAGCUGAAGGGCUACACUUCCUGGGCCAUAGGCAUGUCUGUGGCUGACCUGGUGGAAAGCAUCAUGAAGAACUUGCACAAAGUGCACCCUGUGUCCACACUGGUCCAGGGCAUGCAUGGAGUGAAGGAUGAGGUCUUCCUGAGUGUCCCUUGUGUCCUGGGUAACAGCGGCCUGACAGAUGUUAUUCAAAUGACACUGAAGCCUGAGGAGGAGAAGCAGCUGGUGAAGAGCGCUGAGACCCUGUGGGGCGUGCAGAAGGAGCUCACCCUGUGAAGAGCGCUCCUCUGAAUUCUCCAAUCCACAGCAAGAACACACCAACAAUCAUGUGGUUAACCCCCACCUACUGUACCUCCUGUGUCCCUCACGGCAAUGGGCGAAUGAGACGUUUGAAUAUCUAAAAAGGCCAAGUGUUUGUAGCUAAACCAGUGGAAGCUAGAUUUUACCUUCAGAUAUUUACGCAUGAGUGUCGUUUGUUCCUUUGCCGCCUCCUACCUGUCUUCCUCUCUCAUGACUGAAUUUUUGGAAACAAAGCUAGUUACCUUUAGCCUUUGUUCUCAGCCUGUGUUGGAGAGAGGUGGUAUCUUAUCUGUUGUCCUGUCUAUAAAUCACUCGUAAGGCCUUGGCAUACUGAGCAUAUAUACUCUAUGUACUGUAUGUUACUGUGUACUGUUGCUGUUUCUUCUGUACACUCCUUGUUCGUAGUUAGUAUGUAUUCUGUAAUUGUCACCCGUUGUUUUUUUUUCCACUUGGUAAUCUCUGUUUAUUUUUUUUAUUUGGAGUAAAAUGGAGACAUUCCAUUCUCUAUGAGGAGGGCUUCCUGUCCAACUAGAGUCAUAACAACACUGCUGCACAUAUCACUGGGCCAAAAUCCUGUGAUACCAAAGUACCUUAUCAGUUCAGAAGAGCAAUGCUACAUCUACUGGUUGGCAUUGAAGCCUUUGAAAACAAACUUAACCACAAGUGCACUGACAGAAAAACCUAUUUAAAAGGCAAGCUGCUGACAAGAAAGGUUACAUCUGAGAGAAUUAAAGGGGUUGCUAACAAGGUGAUUUGCCAUAAUUUAACUCAGUAAAGACAUAACAGAGAGCCAAUGGGAAAGACUCAGCUAGGAUCAUGACCUAGGGUCAAGUAAUGAAUCAUAACAAAAGGUAACAAUCCUGAAGAAGGUUUUUUGUUUGCGCACCCUAAAUACCCUCAAAGGGUCUUGUAUUUAUUUUACUCCACCUGACUCUGAAAUAAAGAACAUUGAGAGAAAAUUAUUUAUGACCAUUAAUACGGUCAAGAUCUAUUUAUGUAUUAAUGUUACAACAUUAGAAACGGUUGAUCGAUUACUCACUGAGGAAACUACUUGUCAUGGCAGCUGGAUAAACAUUUUAUUUGCCGUAACAUCAAAUAAAUCUGCCAGGAUGAUGAUGAUA
Molecule: messenger RNA, 2288 nt
Organism: Toxotes jaculatrix (banded archerfish)
Lineage: Eukaryota; Metazoa; Chordata; Actinopteri; Toxotidae
Gene: ldha
Product: lactate dehydrogenase A4
Exons: 8
Coding region: 145-1143 (332 amino acids)
Biological process (GO): carboxylic acid metabolic process
Cellular component (GO): cytoplasm
Molecular function (GO): L-lactate dehydrogenase (NAD+) activity
Source: RefSeq, a predicted model, not a curated record